Geodia barretti is the source of this 231-nucleotide messenger RNA. NCBI's taxonomy places the organism in Eukaryota, Metazoa, Porifera, Demospongiae, Tetractinellida, Geodiidae. The record is from the annotation of a GenBank genome assembly.
CAAUAAUGCAAAUAGUAUUCCCCCCUAGUUCCUCCUCUGUCAAAAUUAUCAAUACAGGUAGCUAGCUAAACAGAUGUUCCAUUAUAGAGGCAAUUCUCAACCAGUAAUGACAGUAGCCAGUGUUACACAGAGACUGUUUAUCAGGCAGCCAAUUUCAACCAAGGUACACAUAGCUAGCUAAUACAGAUGACAGUAGCCAGUGUUACACAGAGACUGUUUAUCAGGCAGCCA